GAUAGUGGGGGUGGGGAUAGGGAUAUGCUGACGGAAAUUCAAAGAAUAUUUUCAGUACGCUGUUUUCCUCCUCCGUAGUCCGUCCUCUCCUUCUGCGACUGCGAUUCUCAAUUCCAGACCUUCAUCAGCAUUCUAGAAUAUAAGCUUCACAGUUAAACCCUAAUAUCCCAAAGCGUUAAAGCUCCGAUUUUUUAAAUUUUGAAACAGAAAUGCUUAGUGUAAAGCAGCUCUAGUAUUGGAAUGAUAAGGAGAAAAGGGCAUUCAAUCAUCUCUGAGUUAACCCCUUCUUCCUAUACAUUGAUGCGUACUCAUUUUCUCUCCCGCCUCCGAUGCUUUUCCCAUGGUUCCGCCGGCGCCCGUUCUUCUAUCUCCGGAAAUGUGGACUUCCUUGCCCCGUUUCACUCAUUCCGACCCGAAUGUGAAAACGGGUCUGAACCUCGUUCCGAUGGUCUGACCAGACUUCAAGGAGAUAGCCAUUCUCGGCUGGUUGGAGGAAGAUGGCUUUCUGCUCCUUCAUUUGCAUUCCGUGGACUGUAUGGGGGGAGUUCUUCGCGGAAAGCUAUGUCUUCGGCUAUGAUUCCAUUGAAUAUCAAUCAUCAGCUCUUCCUAAGCCGUUGUCUCCUGACUAGAGCUAAGAAGACGAUAACGGCAAUAGAAGUAGACGAUCAUGGUCAGAGAGCUGUCACGACAGCAUUAUGGUGCAACUUUCUUGUCUUUUCUCUCAAGUUUGGGGUCUGGUUAUUUACUUCUAGCCAUGUUAUGCUAGCUGAGAUGGUACAUUCAAUAGCGGAUUUUGCAAACCAGGCACUUCUGGCUUAUGGUUUAAGUAGCUCAAGGCGUGCACCUGAUGCUCUCCACCCAUACGGUUAUUCGAAGGAAAGAUUUGUUUGGUCUUUGAUAUCUGCUGUUGGUAUUUUCUGUCUUGGUUCUGGUGCUACAAUAGUUAAUGGAGUUCAAAACUUGUGGACUGCACAGCCUCCUGGUAAUAUUGGAUAUGCAUCUCUGGUGAUUGGUGGAUCAUUCAUCAUCGAAGGUGCUUCCCUUAUUGUGGCAAUACAAGCUGUCAGAAAAGGAGCGGCUGCAGAAGGAAUGAAAGUUAGAGAUUAUGUUUGGCGUGGUCAUGAUCCCACAUCUGUUGCCGUCAUGACAGAGGAUGGUGCUGCAGUUACGGGCCUAGCCAUUGCUGCUGCAUCAUUGUAUGCAGUAAAUAAAACGGGAAAUCCAAUCUAUGAUCCCAUUGGUUCCAUCAUAGUAGGCAACCUCCUUGGAAUGGUGGCUGUAUUUCUGAUUCAAAGGAACCGUCAUGCUUUGAUUGGUAGAGCAAUUGAUGACCAUGAUAUGGAGAGAGUUCUUCAGUUCUUGAAAAAUGAUCCAGUUGUUGAUUCUGUAUAUGAUUGCAAAAGUGAGGUGAUCGGUCCUGGAUUUUUUAGAUUCAAAGCUGAGAUUGAUUUCAACGGGGUGGUGCUGGUGCAGAAUUAUCUAGAAAGAGCUGGACGUCAAGAGUGGGCUCGACAGUUCCGGGAGGCUGCAAAGGAGAAGGACGAUGCAGCAUUGCUCAUUCUAAUGUCAAACUACGGCGAGGAAGUUGUCACAGCAUUAGGCAGCGAAGUUGAUCGUCUAGAAAAGGAGAUACAGGAAAUUGUUCCCGGCAUCAAGCAUGUGGAUAUUGAAGCCCAUAACCCAAUUUGAUCACACAACUUGGUUUUCUCGUAUUCCUUAGCGGUAAAAUUUUCAAUUUAUUCACUUUGCUUAUGAGAACCUGUCAAUAUUUACACAAAAAAUUUCAUGAGGGUUUCCAAGGGGGGUUGGUUAUAUGUAAAGACUUUUUGGGCCAUGUAGUGUGAAUAUUAGAAACAUCUCAGUUGAAACCUCUUUGGAUUGUGCAAUUGAAAACUGGCAUCAAGCCACUAUAGUGUCUGUCUACUUGGAAGGAAUCUCUCCAUUCAUCAAUCAAGAAUGAAUUCAUUUUUGUGCUAUA
Molecule: messenger RNA, 1978 nt
Organism: Ipomoea nil (Japanese morning glory)
Lineage: Eukaryota; Viridiplantae; Streptophyta; Magnoliopsida; Solanales; Convolvulaceae
Product: metal tolerance protein C4
Exons: 13
Coding region: 241-1689 (482 amino acids)
Biological process (GO): zinc ion transport; transmembrane transport
Cellular component (GO): membrane
Molecular function (GO): monoatomic cation transmembrane transporter activity
Source: RefSeq, a predicted model, not a curated record